Molecule: messenger RNA, 756 nt
Organism: Phalaenopsis equestris
Lineage: Eukaryota; Viridiplantae; Streptophyta; Magnoliopsida; Asparagales; Orchidaceae
Exons: 4
Coding region: 1-756 (251 amino acids)
Biological process (GO): mRNA catabolic process
Molecular function (GO): demethylase activity; mRNA binding
Source: RefSeq, a predicted model, not a curated record
AUGGUAACUACAGAAAAUGCAGAAGAUUGGCGUCAACCUUUUAUAGAAUAUUUGCAAAUAGAAAAGUUGUCGGAUGAUAAGUCAACGGUGCAUGAGAUAAGGAAAAGAGCUUUGCCGUAUGCCUUAAUAGAUAAUGUUAUGUACCGAAGAUCUUUCGACCAAUGGUGGUUGAGAUGCGUGAACGGUUUAAAAGCUCAAGAAACCGUUAAGGAUGUACAUUCAGGACUUUGUGGUGCUCAUCAGCCAGAACAUGAGCUGAAAAAAUAUGAGAAAGUAAGAAAGCAGAACUUCGAGCAUUUUCAGAGGCUUCAAGGAAAGUAUGUUAAUAUACUUGAAGGAUUGGAAUUGCACACCAAUGUAUUCAUAUUGACAGUGAGCAGUAGUAAGAAGUUGUGGAGCGUGUCUUUUUGGAAAGAGACAUGGGUUGUGCUGGACAAGGAAGGAAAUCCACCUGGAAUGAUUUGCCACGACAAAGUUGACCCCUUACCAUCAUUCAUAAAGAGGAUGAUUAAACGAUUGGUGACUUGGCAUACCUUACCGGCAGAUUGUAUUCCCAAUAGCUGCAUAGUUAAUAUCUACGUGGCUGGUGACUUUUUGGUUUUGAAAGGGAAUGGUGCUGAUGUAGCUAAACACUACAUCCUUGGAGUACUAUAUCCAAGAGUUUCUAUAACCUUCAGGAGAAUGAAUGAAGACAAUAUGUCAUUCCGUUUUAGGCCUGAUCCUGAGAUAGAGAGCUUACAGCCUUAUGAGCUAUGA